Messenger RNA from Larimichthys crocea (large yellow croaker), 2247 nucleotides. RefSeq names its product kinesin family member 22 (gene kif22). The record is from RefSeq and is a predicted model, not a curated record. Gene Ontology annotation, molecular function: ATP binding; microtubule motor activity; microtubule binding. Gene Ontology annotation, cellular component: microtubule associated complex. The transcript is spliced from 13 exons. Lineage: Eukaryota; Metazoa; Chordata; Actinopteri; Sciaenidae. Gene Ontology annotation, biological process: microtubule-based movement; spindle elongation; mitotic spindle organization. The coding region runs from base 205 to 2082 and encodes 625 amino acids.
UUCUGAUUGGUCGACGGCAGCUUCCGGCCGCAGCGCUCUGCAUUUGAAAAGUGUUCGGUUAGGAGCAGGAGGCUCGAGCGCCAUUGUUAAAGGACGACGCUCGCGAUGUUGCUAAAGGCGAAACUCGGACAAUAACGAAGGUUUUGGUCAAGGAGUCAGGAAAUAAUAGAGGCCUUUUUGUUUUUUGUUUUCAGGAGCUCCAACAUGGCUCAGCGUGUGGCGGUGUCAGAUGGAUCACACAAGAAGACGACCAGGGUUCGGGUAGCUGUUCGCCUGCGACCUUGCAUGGGCAAAGAAGAUGAGAAAGACGAGGGACCGUGUGUACGAGGCCUGGACUCCCAGAACCUGGAGAUAGUCAACUGGAGGAACGCCACAGAAUCAGUCAAAUACCACUUUGACGCUUUUCACGGUGAGCAAACCACCCAGCAAGAGGUUUUCGUCUCAUCAGUGAAGCCCACACUGCCACACAUACUGAACGGACAGAAUGCCAGCGUUUUUGCCUAUGGACCAACAGGAGCCGGUAAGACCCACACCAUGCUGGGCUGUCCAGAGCAGCCAGGUGUCAUCCCCCGAGCCGUUCGUGCCAUCUUUAAUCUGGUCAAAGCUAAGAAGGAGGAUGAAGGAUGGGACUACAGCAUUGGCAUGUCUUAUUUAGAGAUUUACAAUGAGAAGGUGCUCGAUCUUCUCUCGCCAAGCUCCCAGGAUUUGCCCAUCAGAGAGGACAAAGACAAGAACAUCCUCAUCCCUGGCCUCACUCACACAACCAUCGACUCCUUCUCGGAUUUUGACAAACACUUUGUCCCCGCCAGCCUCAAUCGUACUACAGCUUCUACCAAACUAAACCAGCGCUCCAGCCGCAGCCACGCUAUCCUCCUCAUCAAGGUUGUCCGGACACAGCGCGCCCCUCCCCGCAGACAACAGACAGGCAAGCUGUACUUGGUAGACUUGGCCGGAUCUGAGGACAACCGUCGCACAGGAAACCAGGGCAUUCGUCUGAAGGAGAGCGGCGCCAUCAACCUGUCUCUCUUCACUCUCAGCAAAGUUGUGGACUCUCUUAACUCGGGCACUGCCAUCCGUGUGCCGUACAGAGACAGUAAACUGACGCGGCUGCUACAGGACUCGCUGGGCGGCUCGGCACACUCCGUCAUGAUCACCAAUAUCGCGCCUGAGUACAAAUACUAUUUCGAUACCUUCAGUGCACUCAACUUUGCAGCCAAAUCCAAACUCAUUGUAAACAAGCCCUUCACCCGUGAAACUGUGGCUGUGCCUGUGCUGCCAGUGAAGCGAGCCAGGGAAGACCACCAGGCACGAGGCUCUGGCACCGAGCCACAGAAGAAGAAGCAGAAAGAGGAGAGGAAAACCGAACAUGAUGGUUCCUCGCCCUCUGGACACAUUCACAGUCUCUCAGAACCGUCAGUGAUGGACAGACUAAUAGCUCUGGAGAAGCUGAUGAUGAGCUGCAAGGACAAAGACAGACUCGGCAUGCUGAAAGAUGUGGCCCAGUCUCGCAAGGAGAUCCAGGAGCUCAAAGAGAAGCAGAUGGAGUUUGAGAGCAAGGCCGUGCUGUUCAGUCGCCUGGCUGGAGAAAAGUCCAAACAAGAGCCCGCCUUCAAGAACAACGUGGCUCCUCUGCAAAGAAAACAGUCAACCGCCACAAAACCCAAUAAGCAGCAGGCUGUGGUUCAGCCUCUACAAGUGUCGCAGCUCCAGCCUCUUCAGCAGCUUGCGGUGGUCAAGAAACAGUCCGUCUGUGUCAAGAAGAAAGAGAGGAAGCUUUCAGACCAGGUUGAGCUUCCAGAUGGCAAAGAGAACAUAAUGAAUGAUGGCUGGGAGUCCCAGCUGGACACAUCGGUGCUGGAGCAGUCCAGACAGAAAAUCCUGCAGGUUCUCAAUUCGGGCUCCCUCAAAGAGCUGAAGGGUCUGCAACAGAUCGGCGACAAGAAGGCGAAGCUAAUCCUGGGCUGGAGGGAGAUCCACGGUCACUUCACAAAGUUGGAAGAUCUGGAAAAAGUCGAGAGUAUGACGGAAAAAAGAGUUUCCUCCUUCAUGAAGGCAAAUCUCCUGAGCGCCAUGGGGAAAUGAUUUUAAUUUUUAUAUAUUUUUUUUAAAUCACUGACAUGUCUGUGUAUAUACUGAGAUGCUUUUAUUCGUAAUUAUACUUGUUUUUAUGAUAUUUUUGUAGUUACUACCGUGAUCCAGCUGAUGGCGCACUCUUGCUUUUUAAUAAAUGUCUCACAUGUCAUUGAA